Messenger RNA from Trifolium pratense (red clover), 330 nucleotides. RefSeq lists its product as uncharacterized. The transcript is spliced from 2 exons. NCBI's taxonomy places the organism in Eukaryota, Viridiplantae, Streptophyta, Magnoliopsida, Fabales, Fabaceae. Bases 1 to 330 code for a protein of 109 amino acids. The record is from RefSeq and is a predicted model, not a curated record. Gene Ontology annotation, molecular function: nucleic acid binding; RNA-DNA hybrid ribonuclease activity.
AUGGUGUUCAUCAUCUGGAAUGAGUGGUUUACUGUCCACCAACUGCAGCGUCAUAACAUUGUUCCGGUUGAGGAUCCUAGGCCGGUUCAGUGGGAGAAACCAGAAGCGGGAUGGAUAAAGUGUAAUGUUGAUGCUGCGUUUGUAGUAAUUGAGUCCGAUAUUACUUUUAUGGGUCUUUGCUUUCGUGAUACCAAUGAGCAUUUUGUGGCUGAAGCAUUGACACUAUUACAUACAAUGAAAGAGGCUAUUCAUCGUGGAUUUGAGCGGGUCCAAUUUGAAAGUGACUCGAAGUUGUUGGAAAAAUUCAACUUCAACAUUGUUUACGGUUGA